Apodemus sylvaticus (European woodmouse) is the source of this 1258-nucleotide messenger RNA. It is a transcript of the gene Get3, whose product is annotated as guided entry of tail-anchored proteins factor 3, ATPase. Gene Ontology annotation, cellular component: GET complex. Bases 17 to 1063 code for a protein of 348 amino acids. The record is from RefSeq and is a predicted model, not a curated record. Gene Ontology annotation, molecular function: ATP binding; ATP hydrolysis activity. The transcript has 7 exons. Gene Ontology annotation, biological process: post-translational protein targeting to endoplasmic reticulum membrane. NCBI's taxonomy places the organism in Eukaryota, Metazoa, Chordata, Mammalia, Rodentia, Muridae.
GUGAGCCGGGUCCAAGAUGGCGGCGGGGGUGGCCGGGUGGGGGGUUGAAGCAGAAGAGUUCGAGGAUGCACCUGAUGUGGAGCCGCUGGAACCCACGCUUAGCAAUAUCAUCGAACAGCGUAGCCUUAAGUGGAUCUUCGUCGGGGGCAAGGGUGGCGUUGGUAAGACCACCUGCAGCUGCAGCCUGGCGGUCCAGCUGUCUAAGGGACGUGAGAGUGUUCUAAUCAUUUCCACAGACCCAGCUCACAACAUCUCAGAUGCUUUUGACCAGAAGUUCUCCAAGGUGCCUACCAAGGUCAAAGGCUAUGACAACCUCUUUGCUAUGGAGAUAGACCCCAGCCUGGGCGUUGCAGAGCUUCCCGACGAGUUCUUCGAGGAAGACAACAUGCUGAGCAUGGGCAAGAAGAUGAUGCAGGAGGCCAUGAGCGCCUUCCCCGGCAUCGACGAGGCCAUGAGUUAUGCCGAGGUCAUGAGGCUGGUGAAAGGCAUGAACUUCUCAGUGGUAGUGUUCGACACAGCACCCACUGGCCAUACACUCAGGCUCCUGAACUUCCCUACCAUCGUGGAGCGGGGCCUGGGCCGCCUGAUGCAGAUCAAGAACCAGAUCAGCCCCUUCAUCUCCCAGAUGUGCAACAUGCUGGGUCUGGGGGACAUGAAUGCUGACCAGCUGGCCUCCAAGCUCGAGGAGACGUUGCCUGUCAUCCGAUCCGUUAGCGAACAAUUCAAGGACCCCGAGCAGACAACGUUCAUUUGCGUGUGCAUCGCUGAGUUCCUGUCCUUGUAUGAGACGGAGCGGCUGAUCCAGGAGCUGGCUAAGUGCAAGAUCGACACCCACAACAUCAUCGUCAACCAGCUUGUCUUCCCUGACCCUGAAAAACCCUGCAAGAUGUGUGAGGCUCGACACAAGAUCCAGGCCAAAUACCUGGACCAGAUGGAAGACCUAUAUGAAGACUUUCACAUUGUAAAGCUGCCACUGUUACCUCACGAGGUUCGGGGAGCCGACAAAGUCAACACCUUCUCUGCCCUCCUCCUGGAGCCCUACAAGCCCCCCAGCACCCAGUAGCCACCCCCAUCCCAGAUGCUGCCACUUCAUACCCUCCUCUUUCCCCAUGGGGCAGAGUUUGCACAAAGUCCCCCAUAAUGCAGGGGGUUCACUUAGGAGGUGGGAGGGGUCUGUUCCCCCUGGUGGGGCCUGGGGAGGCUGCAGUGCCCCCCACCUCUUCCUGCCUCACACUCCUCAAUAAAAUAAUCUGAAACA